Messenger RNA from Trypanosoma rangeli, 993 nucleotides. RefSeq names its product class I nuclease-like protein. NCBI's taxonomy places the organism in Eukaryota, Euglenozoa, Kinetoplastea, Trypanosomatida, Trypanosomatidae. The transcript has a single exon. Bases 1 to 993 code for a protein of 330 amino acids. Gene Ontology annotation, biological process: DNA catabolic process. The record is from RefSeq and is a predicted model, not a curated record. Gene Ontology annotation, molecular function: endonuclease activity; nucleic acid binding.
AUGCUGGGGAGCUCGCCCACCUCAGCACUUCUUCUCGCUGUCGCAGUUGGUUUCUUGGUUCUGUCGGAGCCAACACACGCGUGGUGGUGCAAGGGGCACAUGGUGGUGAAUGAGAUUGCCAAGCGACACUUGGACAGAAACGUGGCUGAAUUGGUGGAUGAAGCGGCAGCCAACCUCAGCUUCAGUGGGCCGUUUCCAGAGUCUUUUGAUUUUGUUCAGAGCGCAUGCUGGGCCGAUGAUAUAAAGUUGAGUGGGCUUAAAGUCAUGGAAGAUUGGCAUUUCAUUGACACUCCUUACAACCCGCUAAAUGUGCCCAUCAAAAAGGAUCCUUUGGGGAAGGACAAUGCAAAAACCGUUAUCGAGUCCCUGACGAGGACGCUGGAGAAGAAAAGGAAGCAGGAACCCGUCCCCUACGUUCUCAGUUUUGCCCUCGUGAAUCUCGCCCACCUUUACGGAGACAUUCACCAACCUCUGCACUCCAUCACCCAGUUUUCUCCCGCGUACCCAGACGGUGAUAGGGGCGGUAAUCUUGAAGUGGUGCACGUCCGUGGUGCCAGGAUGAAGUUGCAUGCGGUGUGGGACUCCAUUUGCCAAGGCGAGCAGCCAGACCCGCCACGACCGUUGAGCAAGGAGGAAUACGCGAAGUUGAGGGCGUUCGCCGACUACCUGGAGGACACGUACAAGCCCACAACAGCAGAGAAGAGUGAAACAAAUGUGAGUGUGAUGGCAGAGGAGAGCUACAUGAUUGGGGUGGAGGUGGCUUACCCUGGUGUUGUGAACGGCAUGGAGCUCACAGAGGAAUACCUUGAGCGAUGUAAGGCGGCUGCAGAACCCCGUCUGGUACUUGCCGGGCGCCGUCUGGCCACAAUACUCAACCAUGUGUUCAGCGAUGUUGACACAGACCAAAGCUUGAAAUCAAGGCCUCAUUGCCGUGCUUCAUGUUCUUUUUUGCAGGCAAUUGUUCAUGGAGCGGUGCCGGGAAGAAAUGAGUAA